Geodia barretti is the source of this 573-nucleotide messenger RNA. NCBI's taxonomy places the organism in Eukaryota, Metazoa, Porifera, Demospongiae, Tetractinellida, Geodiidae. The record is from the annotation of a GenBank genome assembly.
AUGGCAGGUGAAUUGAGCGAAGACAUCUUUGAGAAGGUUUGCGGUUUCGACGGUUCCAGUAUCCGUGGUUUCCAAGCAAUUAAUGAGAGCGAUAUGUUGCUCUUCCCAGAUCCAACAACCGCUAUUAUCGACCCGGUCUGUAAGGUGCCGACGCUAAGUAUUACGUGUAAUAUCAAAGAUCCGAUCACGUUGGAGAAUUACACGCGUGAUGUACGGUAUAUCGCACAGAAAGCAGAGGCGUAUCUCCAAUCCACCGGAAUCGCAGAUACGAGCUACUGGGGUCCUGAGGCAGAAUUCUAUCUCCUGAACGACAUCCGCUACGGACAGAACCAGCACUCUGGUUUCUACUCCGUCGAUUCUGUUGAAGGCAGUUGGAAUUCAGGUCGCGAAGAGAACCCAAACCUCGGUUAUAAACCGCGCUACAAAGAAGGUUACUUCCCGGUACCGCCUUCCGAUACACUCAAGACCUCGCUCCGAGAUCUGUCUGAAGCUCAUGAAGCUGGCGUUGAUGUGGAAGUUCACCACCAUGAAGUGGAACCGCGGGGCAAGGCGAAUCGACAUCCGCUAUGGUGA